UUUCUGCAGCCCACCGGAAAAUUAAAAAUAACAAUGCUCCAAAAGUCUAGCCACCUGCUCCUUUGUUCUGCCAUCCCUAAUUUGGAUCGGAGUGGGUUCGAGUAAAGCAAAUCCGGCUUCCAAAUUCCAAUCCAAUCCUCCUCGAGAAGUCGAUCUCUCGGCCAUGGAGUCCGUGUCCACGCGGCGAUUUACCCUCGGCAGGCAGUCCUCCCUCGCUCCUCCGGAUCGCGAGGAGUCGCUGCGGUCGGAGUUCAUCGACGAUCCGCAGGAUCCUUCCGUGUUGGAUUUCGACUCCCACAUCGGGCUCAUGUACCUCGCCAGCGAGGGAGACCUCGCAGGGAUCCGCGAGUUCCUCGACGCUGGCGGAGACGUCAACUUCGGCGACAUCGACAGCCGCACCGCGCUGCACGUCGCCGCCUGCCAGGGGUUCGCCGAAGUCGUCGAUCUGCUCCUCCAGAGGGGCGCCAAAGUUGACGUUCGGGAUCGGUGGGGCAGCACGCCCCUUGCAGAUGCAAUGCAUUACAAAAACCAAGAAGUGAUCCAGAUUUUAGAGAAGCAUGGUGCUAGGCUUCCGAUUGUCCGUGUGCACACUAAGAUUGCUCAAGAAGUACCUGAAUAUGAGAUUGACCCUAGUGAACUCGAUUUCACCAACAGUGUUUUCAUAACUAAGGGCACAUUUCUGUUAGCAACAUGGCGUGGAAUUCAAGUUGCUGUUAAAAUGUUUGGUGAAGAAGUCAUGACCAAUGAGGAUAAAGUGAGUGCGUUUAUUGAUGAGCUUGCCUUACUUCAAAAAAUAAGGCAUCCAAAUGUAGUGCAGUUCCUGGGAGCUGUUACUCAAAGUAGUCCAAUGAUGAUUGUCACCGAGUAUUUACCAAAGGGUGAUCUUCGUGCUUAUUUGAAUAAGAAGCGCCCAAGUCAGAGGAUGGCGAUCAAGUUUGCACUUGAUAUUGCUAGAGGCAUGAAUUACUUGCAUGAGCAUAAACCAGAAGCCAUCAUUCACCGUGAUCUUGAGCCAUCAAAUAUCUUGCGGGAUGAUUCUGGACAUCUAAAAGUAGCAGACUUUGGAAUUAGCAAGAUGUUAAAAAUGACAAAAACUGUAAGGGAGGAUAAGCCUUUAACUUCUCUAGACACCGCAUGCAGAUACAUCGCCCCAGAGGUCCUCCGCAAUGAAGAGUAUGAUACCAAAGUGGAUGUGUUUUCUUUUUGUUUAAUUCUGCAAGAGAUGAUUGAAGGGUCCCCACCCUUCAGUGGCAAACCAGAUAGCGAAGUGCUGAGAGCAUAUGCCCGUAAAGAGAGGCCACGAUUUAGUGCGCAUAAAAAGUACCCUCAUGGACUGAAAGAGUUGAUUGAGCAAUGUUGGAGUGAAGACCCUGCUAAAAGACCUACAUUCAGAAGUAUAAUUGACCUUUUGUUGAUUAUACAAAACCAAAUUGGUCAAAAACAACGAUGGAAGGUGAGACCCUUAAAAGUUUUCCAUAAUCUAGAAGCCAUGUGGAAGAAAGAUAACUCAAACCGUAGUAGCCGUUCAUCUCGUUCAUCUACAAAUAUGGGAUAAAUGGAAAUAAUAGCUCAGCAACACAAAAUACUACAUUAUAGGAAAUUAAAUGGCAGGUUUAUUGCAUGAUCUAUUGGUUAAAUAGCAAGACAAAGAAUGGUGCUUUUUUUUUUUUUUAUCUUGUUCAACGCCUCUGUUGUGAAUAGUAGCCAUGGAUUUAAACAAUUGAAUAAUCUAAAUAAAGGAUGUACGCCUUUCGAAAAAUUUACUGCCUGUAAGUACCAAAUCUGGUAUCCCUACAGUUGGUUGCUAUGGUUUCAGAAUAACCAUGGAAAGACAAACGGUCGAUCUGACAAGUAACUGAUUGGUUUUUAAUUUGCCUUUGA
Messenger RNA from Zingiber officinale, 1881 nucleotides. Its product is annotated as integrin-linked protein kinase 1-like. Bases 164 to 1555 code for a protein of 463 amino acids. NCBI's taxonomy places the organism in Eukaryota, Viridiplantae, Streptophyta, Magnoliopsida, Zingiberales, Zingiberaceae. Gene Ontology annotation, molecular function: ATP binding; protein kinase activity; protein binding. The record is from RefSeq and is a predicted model, not a curated record. The transcript has 12 exons. Gene Ontology annotation, biological process: protein phosphorylation.